Molecule: messenger RNA, 1901 nt
Organism: Rana temporaria (common frog)
Lineage: Eukaryota; Metazoa; Chordata; Amphibia; Anura; Ranidae
Product: endochitinase A-like
Exons: 1
Coding region: 402-1304 (300 amino acids)
Source: RefSeq, a predicted model, not a curated record
UCCUCGUCUGCUUCUCUCCUGUGUGUUGCUGAAGUAAGCAGCAUCAUUUCGUUCAGGAGCGAAGAGAUCUAUAUUGGGAGACCAAUAAUGGACAUUUUUCUUCUCAAGAAAUCAAACAGAAAUCCAUGUGUGAUGAGGCCAUGCACGCACCACAUCAUUUGACAUUCACUGAACCACCAGACACAGAAGAGUCAACCGAUGCAUGCUGCGUUACAUCCAUGCCUGCAUCUGCAGAGACCAAAUGCUAUGAUACUCAAUCUAAUCAUGUCCUAAAACAAGCAAUCAAGGAGUAAUAGAAUAAUAUCUGUUACUGCUGAAGCCUAAUAAGAGAUUAUCUGUUUUGUACUAAUAUUCCCGGAUCAGGCAUCACAGUGGAGCACACAGCCAAAAAACGGGGCGUCAUGAAGGACAAAGACUUCGUUGGCACUAUGGAAAGAGGAAGACCUGCCACAUACACUGGAGACAAGAAGGCCAAAAUGGCAGCCAAAACCAACCAGAAAUGGGUGAGAUUGGCCACAGUUUUUGCUUAUGUGCUGUCAGUCUCCUUAGCUGCUAUAUUAUUAGCUGUCUACUACAGUCUGAUAUGGAAGCCUGUACGGACAAGGGGGGAGCCGGCUCAUAGCAGCCCCAGCCCUGGCAACUAUUUAUCUACUUUUUCUAGCAAUUCUACUCAUUCAAUGAAUGACACAAUUGCCAAUGACACUGCGAGUAAAAAUGCAAGGGCUAGUCUGGAUCCCUCCAAACAGUCAGUUUUUGCUGAUGCAGAGAACCAGGCAAGGGAUACAGACAGUGUGGAACAUACAACGACCCAGCUGCCUGCAUCUUAUAUACCUUCUGCUACACAGCACAAGGUAAUUACAGAAUCCUCAUCUAACACACUGGCUAUUGAGGAGGCUACUACAUACAGCAACAAAGAAGCUGGGACUUUGUCAACAAGCAUCAAUUCAGAUGCAGGGGUAGAGGCCUUAACACCAGGCAUGGAAGACUCUGUGUCAGGAAGCAUCAUUUCGACACAUACCUUUCACACAAGUCAUACCCCUGCAACAACAGAUUCUUCACAAUCCUUACAAGAGCCACCUAUUCCAACAACCAAAGACAUUGCAGGAAUUCCAGAUUUUCAAGCAUUUACUUCAACACAAGACAAUGCAGAUGCUGAGGACCACUCGGAUGCCUCUAAUUUAAAUGAGGGAGCGAGUGGAAGUACAGCAUCAUUAAAGCAUCAGACUAGUGAAGCUGAAAGAAGCCAUGAGCCUGGGGGCUACACAGAUAGUAUUCCACAUACAUCUGCCGCAGGAAGCCUAUAGGAGUCAGUAAUAAUGACUCUUCAGGGACGAUACAAAGCCGCCUUCUUAUGUAAUGGAAGACCUGGAGGAUCUUUGCAUUUUUAAUGCUAUUACCACUUCUUUGACUCAAUAUCCUUUCCCUUAUGGCCAAGUAUCUUCUGUAAACCUAUAGAUAUAUUUUAGCCUAGUGAUAAGGCAGAAGUAUUUUCAUAGAUUACAUGUUUAUGUCUAUUUGGUUUUUAGAGCAGUGAAGUAUUUUAACUCCGUGGCUGCAAUUCUACAUUCAAACAAAAAUUAUUCAGAGAAAUAUGAACUUUACACACCUUAAGAAUCUACAGAAAAUGUCUAUUUUUUUGUUAAAGGUAAAGCAAACUUGCUUUUAUCAGGAAAGGAGCUUUCAUAGACGGCUAGUUUAAAUAUUUAUGUGACCCUGUAAGUCACCAAGUGUGAUGCUCAGGUAUGUGAAUAGAACGCAUGUAGAUAGCAUCCUGCAUUAAACACCAGUUACUUUGUUAGAAAUCAGGUUGAUGCACACCUAUAAAUAAAGGACAUUGUUUUAAGGGCUAUUGAUGAGACACUUAUGACAUGACUAGUAAUUAAAUUUUUUAUUUAAAAUAA